GAGAUGUUCUGGAACAGUCGGGCCCCUUAUCGCUAUGCGUUCAUUAUUCACGUCUGGGUAUGUUUUUUUGGCACGUUUGGUGUCGUCUUCCAGUUCCUCCCUGCUGUUCUCAAAAACUACAUAUCCCUGCACCGUUUGAACGGUUAUAUCACUCUUCUGCUCACGGGUAUCAACGUCGCUACGGGAUGGACGCAGCUGAUGUUCUAUGUUCUCGGUUUAUUGACUCUUAUUUCUGCGACUCUGGGAAUGAUCUAUGUUCGUGACAUCAGGCAGCAUCGGAAAUGGAUGCUUCGCAUGACUUCCAUGUUGGGAGUUAUCGUCAGUGGACGCGUCAUUAUGCUGGCUGCUCGUGCCAUCAUUACUAACAUCGGCACGUUCUAUGCUCUCUUCAAUUGUGAGGAGAUUCAAGCAUUGAUACAUUCGGUAUCUAGCUACCCUGCCUGCGUGGCAGCGCAGCAAGCCAACACGAACUUCAGCUCCGUGUAUGUGGGCAUCCAUGCAUCCAUGCAUGGGGACAAGGUCAACCGCGGUGCAGUUGCCCGCCUGGCGUCUCCAGUGGGUUUAUGGACGGCGCUCAUCAUUCAUAUUAUUGGCGUGGAGAUAUAUAUUCGUUUGACCGAAAAACAAAACAACCAUGCUGAAGGUUUUCUCCUCACAAGAAAGGAAAACCCUUAUGGUCCGAUCGGGAAUCCUUGAUGGAAGAUCCACCCGUUUGAUGAGUGCCAAGCUCAUGAUUGAUGGUAUGCGAGCGGAUGUAUGUCAGUACAGGCUUCCUCGAUUCCUACGUUAUUUGGGCCUGAAGCCCACGCCUAGCAAGUUGCCCCUGUCCGUUUCCCCUUGGGGGGGGGUGAAUGGGGAUGUUUUAGUUAUGAUCAUGACCUUAUGUUCGUACAUAAUAUAAUUGCAGCUAUUGGCUAUGUUGG
This is a messenger RNA of Cantharellus anzutake, 923 nucleotides long. RefSeq lists its product as uncharacterized. The coding region runs from base 4 to 696 and encodes 230 amino acids. The transcript has 7 exons. Lineage: Eukaryota; Fungi; Basidiomycota; Agaricomycetes; Cantharellales; Hydnaceae. The record is from RefSeq and is a predicted model, not a curated record.